AUGGAUAACGUUAGUGGCAAAGCAUCGGAUCAGAAAAGAACAGGCGUUUGCCAAGAGAAUGGUGUGACAAAUGGAUUCCAUCCUACACAAACUGGCAACGGGAGCUGCAAUGCCUUAGGUUCAAACGGAACCAGUAGUAGUGAAGGCUGUAGUAGUAGUAGUAGUAGUAGUAGUAGUAGCCAUAAUGGAAUUGAACAUUUCCGCGAUCUUCAGGUCCAGGAGGACGUCCAUAAUAAUGGGUCGCCUCUAAAGCGGUGCAGACUCAGGAGAAGAAUGGAUUCUGGCAAAAAGAGCAGACCGCGUAAGUAGGAUACAAUUGUAAUGCAAUAUUUUAGCCUCAACGCUAACUGUCAUGUCGGCUGUCAAAAAUCGGCUACUUAUUUGCAUUAUGCAAAUUAGACGACAUUGAAACUGUACACAUUCGGUCAAAUCUGCCCUACGCAAUUUUUAAGCAUCCUCUCAGAAAUGACAAGCACAGCAGGGUUUUCUGUCAAAGCAUUGAUUGCACAUCAUUCUGGGUUUCCGAUAUUACACAUCGAAAGUGAAGAUCGCCUGGAUUUUCUAUGGUGGCAUCUCUAUUUCCAUGAAACAAUGAACCAGUUAGACUUGCUGCUGCUGGAUAGAAUAUCGCUUUGUGUUGCGAGGCUUUGCCAAGAAUAUCAAUAAGCAAGCCUACCCGCUAUGUUUGUGGAGAAUUUGUUUGUAAGCCUAUUCCUGUAUCCUCCAACAACAUUCCAGGUAUUUCUGAGAAAUGCACAAUUACUCAAAUAAUAAGAAUCAAGCACCAUAAAUAAGUAAUUCUGUAUUGUUUAUCCAUUUUUUUAUCAUAUACUAAUGCGACAUAUUAUUUGAUUCAAUGUAACCCUCCCGGUAAUAGAACAUGAGAUGUAUCAUCUUUCUCUCCUCCCCUUUGCAAUUGUGAGAUCUUUGAUGUUGUCCGUUGAACCAUUUCAUUGGUCGUUUCAAAGUCAGGAGGUGUGCUGAAAUCGCUGCUGAUAUGAGAGCCAGCUCCUUUUGACCAAUCAGUCGUCAGUACUUGCUUAAGGGGGUUGGCUGAAGAAACUGACAGAGCAGCCAGCUCCAUGAACAACACAGUAUGUUGCUCUGUCUCCGCUAUAACGCUGUAAAACAAGUUUGUCACUCACCAUGCCAGUUAAGUGUAGUCUGCUUUAUUGCUGCGACGACAUCAUGCCACAAUGCAAUAGGACUGAUUGAGUGAUACUACUACUCAUAGCCCAAGUCUUGGAUUGAAUUGUAUUUGACCAUAAGCACUUUGACCUGAGGAUCACAAUGAAGCUUAUUGUUAAAAAGCCAGGUAAGAUUUUCUACUCUACUGUAUUUUAAAGGGCUGAGAUAUACGUAUUUACUUACUUUUAUUUGCUUAUUAACAUCUCUUGCUACCGUGGCUGAAUCAAAUCUCAGCAAACAAACAGCAAUUUACCUAAUUUCUUAUACUGCAAUGCUAUACACACUGGGCGUCAGGAACGAUUUGGCUGUUUUGGUAAGAAGCUGUCUUUAUCUGUGUGGUGAAUGCAUGCAGCUCAGCCAUUCAUCCAAGAGGUUGCUACACUAUGCUGGCUUGUCUGCAUUCCUCUGGGCACUGAUCAAAUAUGUCUGGAAUCCAAACAGACAGCUUCUAUUAUAUAAUUUAAUAGGAGUGAUUGUGAACAAUAGUUGAAAGUUGAUAAAAUCCACUUGGCAUGAAGACAAAUACAAAUGUUUACCCUCCAGCAGAGGAGGCUGGUGGGAUGAGCUAUCGGAGGAUGGGCUCAUUGUAAUGGCUGUAAUAUAAUUAAUGGGACAGAGUCAAACAUGUUGUUUCCAUAUGUUUGAUCUGUUUAAUACCGUUCCAAAUAUUCCAUUCCAGCCAUUACAAUGAGCCUGUCCUCCUAUAGCUCCUCCCACCAGCCUCCUCUGCCCUCCAGUAUGAUCAAUCGAAUAAGCAUAAUAUGAUUUGCUGAUGUCAGCUAAUUGGUAGUUCCCUUUGAAUGCCACGAACUGAAUACCAAAUGGAGCUAGGCUGUGCCAGUCACUCAAUUAUGGAAAUGUAUGGCAUUAAAUCCUUGACUUGAUCUUUGGUCCUUUGUUGCACAUGCAUGUGUGUGUGACCACUGUAAGGCUCUGCUCUGACUAGCUGCUGAGAACUUUGCUCUCUGGGUGGGGGAAUAAACACACCUUUCACCUAUAAGUGCUGCCAGUCACGGUGCCCUGGCUACCAGGUUACAGCACAUGUUCUUACUGCACUUCAGCAGCAAUCACACCAGGCCUGAGCAUGUAUUGACCUGCUGGUUGCUCCUCGGUUGAGAUGUCAAGCCUCUGUUUGGGCUGUCUGUUUGUGGUCUUACCAUACUCCUCACUCAGCCUACUAGAGACUGGGCUCAGACAUUAACUGAGGAUGAGUGGUAGUGUGGCAUUCAGUGUAUUCAGAAAGUAUUCAGACCCCUUGACUUUUUCAACAUUUUGUUACAUUACAGCCUUAUUCUAAAAUGGAUGAAAUUAUUUUAUUCCCCUCAUCAAUCUACACACAAUAUCCCAUAAUGACAAAUCAAAAACAGUUAUUUAGAAAAUGUUGCACAUGUAUUAAAAAUAAAAAUGGAAAUAUGACAUUUACAUAAGUAUUCAGACCCUUUACUCAGUACUUUGUUGAAGCACCUUUGGCAGCAAUUACAGCCUCGAGUCUUCUUGGGUAUGACGCUACAAGCUUGGCACACCUUUAUUUGGGGUGUUUCUCCCAUUCCUCUCAAGCUAUGUCAGGUUGGAUGGGGAGUGUCGCUGCACAGCUAUUUUCAGGUCUCUCCAGAGAUAUUAGAUCGGGUUCAAGUCCAGGCUCUGGCUGGGCCACUCAAGGACAGUCAGAGACUUGUCCCGAAGCCACUCCUGCGUUGUCUUGGCUGUGUGCUUAGGGUUGUUAUCCUGUUGGAAGGUGAACCUUUGCCCCAGUCUGAGGUCCUGAGCGACAAGUCUGAGGUCUGGAGCAGGUUUUCAUCAAGGAUCUCUCUGUACUUUGCUCUGUUCAUCUUUCCCUCGAUCCUGACUAGUCUCCCAGUCCCUGCCGCUGAAAAACAUCCCCACAGCAUGAUGCUGCCACCACCAUGCUUCACCGUAGGGAUGGUGCCAGGUUUCCUCCAGAUGUGACGCUUGGCAUUCAGGCAAAGAGUUCAAUCUUGGUUUCAUCAGACCAGAGAAUCUUAUUUAUCAUGGUCUGAGAGUCCUUUAGGUGCCUUUUGGCAGACUCCAAGCAGGCUAACAUGUGCCUUUUACUGAGGAGUGGCUUCCGUCUGGCCACUCUACCAUAAAGGCCUGAUUGGUGGAGUGCUGCAGAGAUGGUUGUCCUUCUGAUUCUCCCAUAGGAACUCUGGAGCUCUAUCAGAGUGACCAUUGGGUUCUUGGUCACCUCCAUGACCAAGGUCCUUCUCCCCCGAUUUCUCAGUUUGGCUGGGCGGCCAGCUCUAGGAAGAGUCUUGGUGGUUCCAAACUUCUCCCAUUUAAGAAUAAUGGAGGCCACUGUGUUCUUGGGGACCUUCAAUGCUGCAGACAUUUUUUGGUACCCUUCCCUAGAUCUGUGCCUCAACACAAUCCUGUCUCGGAGCUCUACGGACAAUUCCUUCGACCUCAUGGCUUGGUUUUUGCUCUGACAUGCACUGUCAACUGUGGGACCUUAUAUAAACAGGUGUGUGCCUUUCCAAAUCAUGUCCAAUCAAUUGAAUUUACCACAGGUGGACUCCAAUUGCAAACAUUUCUAAAAACCUGUUUCACAUUGUCAUUAUGGGGUAUUGUGUGUAGAUUGAUGAAGAAAAACAAUGAUUUAAUACAUUUUAGAAUAAGGCUGUAACGUAACAAAAUGUGGAAAAAGCCAAGGGGUCUGAAUACUUUCCAAAUGCACUGUAAAUGGAAACCAGCCUACUAGAGACUGGGCUCAGACAUUAACUGUGAAGGCGUGGUAGUGUGGCAUACAUGGAAACAUUCAGUCAUAAGCUCUACAUUGAAAUUACAGUAAAAGUAAUAUAGUUUAGCCAUUACUUGAGAAUGCAUGGCAGAAAUGGAAACAUUCAGUCAAAUAUCUCCUCUGUAAAAUGACAGUGAAAUCAUUGCAAAGCAAGAUCUGUCUGAAGAAUCACUGACUGAAGGUAUUGAAAUCAGGUGAUUAGGUCAGUAAAGAUUCCAGAGUACACAUUUACACAGAUCAAUACAUCAAUGUUAUGUCAGGUUCCUAGAAAUCGAUUGUCCAACCCAGAUUACACCACCAUUACACCUCUGAUAUCUUGGAUCAACCACAGGAGGUACAAAUUGUACAUUUUGCAUUGCAAGCCAGAACCAAAUCAACAAUGACAUCUCAAAUUUGACUAUUUUAAGCACCUCAAGCAUGUCUUUUGGUUCCUGUUUUUCUGUAGCUUCACACAGAGUUGAAUGUAACCGGGCUGGUUUGUGGAAUGAACCAUAAGGGACUUUACACCCUUCUGUCAAAUGAAGUGCUAUUGAUUGAAAAGCCAGGGGGAAGGAACCAGUUUGCCUGCCUAUGUAUUGACUACAUACAGUAUUCAUUGUACUGUACACUCAGUAGUUAAUUGAGGGUUGAGCAAGCUCUCCAGGCAGUCUUCUCUCUAUGCUGGUGUUUCUAUGGCAACAAAGCCCUCAGCUUUUGUUGCAGAAUGAACACACUGCUGUGAAUUUCAGAGGACCCCCACUCCCUCCCUCCCUCUUCCUCUUCCUCCCUCCUCUUCCUCCCCUCUCCCUUCCUCCCCUUCCUCCCCUCUCCCUCCCUCCCCUCCCCUCCCCUUCCUCCCCUCUCCCUCUCUCCAAAAAAGAGAGAAAAAUGUUAGUGAUCACUAAUAAGAAGACGUGUGCAUAGUAUGACAUGAUGGUUUCGUCUUCAGUGAAAUCAAGUUAGAAAAUGCAACAUAGGUCUGCACAGUUGAUUGGUAGGCCUGACCUAUAUGGAGCAAUAGCUUAGUUGUGACACAGAAAGAACGCUAGAGCCCUCUCUUUUGAGAGCUUGUGUAUCCAUUUAUCGAAAGAUAAUUUUGCAUAAUUUCUAAAGAGCUAAACAGUGCUUUUCUACAGGCAACGGUGACCAAGCUCUUCCUGAAAUGACUAACUCAUCUCUUAAAACACCUUUUGUUUUCUAUUCCAGCCUUCCCCUGGUUUGGGAUGGACAUCGGCGGCACCCUGGUGAAGUUGGUCUACUUCGAGCCCAAGGACAUCACGGCGGAGGAGGAGCAGGAGGAGGUGGAGAGCCUGAAGAGCAUCCGCCACUUCCUGACCUCCAACGUGGCCUACGGCAACACGGGCAUCCGCGACGUCCACCUGGAGCUGAAGAACCUGACCAUGUGCGGCCGGAAGGGCAACCUGCACUUCAUCCGCUUCCCCACCCAGGACAUGCUGGGCUUCAUCCAGAUGGGCCGAGAUAAGAACUUCUCCAGCCUGCACACCACACUCUGCGCCACCGGCGGAGGGGCCUACAAGUUUGAGGAGGACUUUAGGACGGUGCGUGAUGGUUGGAGGAACUGUUGGGUGUUGUCAGACAGGGAGAGUGACUGAUAGUGACAGACUAUGUGAAUUCAUGUGCUAUUGUGUGUUAUUACAUGUGUCAUUAGUCAGUUAAAGAUCGCGUGGCAUGAUAAUUUACAUUUACAUUUAAGUCAUUUAGCAGACGCUCUUAUCCAGAGCGACUUACAAAUUGGUGCAUUCAACUUAGGAUAGCCAGUGGGACAACCACCACUGGGGGAUCAUUGAAGGCAACAUGGUUUCUCAUGUGAUUAGAUGAGAGUAGGUGUACAGUAAGGGAAAAAAGUAUUUGAUCCCCUGCUGAUUUUGUACGUUUGCCCACUGACAAAGAAAUGAUCAGUCUAUAAUUUUAAUGGUAGGUUUAUUUGAACAGUGAAAGACAGAAUAACAACAAAAAAAUCUAGAAAAACGCAUGUCAAAAAUUUUAUAAAUUGAUUUGCAUUUUAAUGAGGGAAAUAACUAUUUGACCCCUCUGCAAAACAUGACUUAGUACUUGGUGGCAAAACCCUUGUUGGCAAUCACAGAGGUCAGACGUUUCUUGUAGUUGGCCACCAGGUUUGCACACAUCUCAGGAGGGAUUUUGUUCCACUCCUCUUUGCAGAUCUUCUCCAAGUCAUUAAGGUUUCGAGGCUGACGUUUGGCAACUCGAACCUUCAGCUUCCUCCACAUAUUUUCUAUGGGAUUAAGGUCUGGAGACUGGCUAGGCCACUCCAGGACCUUAAUGGGCUUCUUCUUGAGCCACUCCUUUGUUGCCUUGGCUGUGUGUUUUGCGUCAUUGUCAUGCUGGAAUACCCAUCCACGACCCAUUUUCAAUGCCCUGGCUGAGGGAAGGAGGUUCUCACCCAAGAUUUGACGGUACAUGGCCCCGUCCAUCGUCCCUUUGAUGCGGUGAAGUUGUCCUGUCCCCUUAGUAGAAAAACACCCCCAAAGCAUAAUGUUUCCACCUCCAUGUUUGACGGUGGGGAUGGUGUUCUUGGGGUCAUAGGCAGCAUUCCUCCUCCUCCAAACACGGCGAGUUGAGUUGAUGCCAAAGAGCUCGAUUUUGUUCUCAUCUGACCACAACACUUUCAAUCAGUUCUCCUCUGAAUCAUUCAGAUGUUCAUUGGCAAACAUCAGACGGCCCUGUAUAUGUGCUUUCUUGAGCAGGGGGACCUUGCGGGCGCUGCAGGAUUUCAGUCCUUCAUGGCGUAGUGUGUUACCAAUUGUUUUCUUGGUGACUAUGGUCCCAGCUGCCUUGAGAUCAUUGACAAGAUCCUCCCGUGUAGUUCUGGGCUGAUUCCUCACCGUUCUCAUGAUCAUUGCAACUCCACGAGGUGAGAUCUUGCAUGGAGCCCCAGGCAGAGGGAGACUGACAGUUCUUUUGUGUUUCUUCCAUUUGCGAAUAAUCGCACCAACUGUUGUCACCUUCUCACCAAGCUGCUUGGCGAUGGUCUUGUAGCCCAUUCCAGCCUUGUGUAGCCUUGUGUCUACAAUCUUGUCCCUGACAUCCUUGGAGAGCUCUUUGGUCUUGGCCAUGGUGGAGAGUUUGGAAUCUGAUUGAUUGAUUGCUUCUGUGGACCUUUUAUACAGGUAAUAAACUGAGAUUAGGAGCACUCCCUUUAAGAGUGUGCUCCUAAUCUCAGCUCGUUACCUGUAUAAAAGAUACCUUGGAGCCAGAAAUCUUUCUGAUUGAGAGGGGGUCAAAUACUUAUUUCCCUCAUUAAAAUGCAAAUCAAUUUAUAACAUUUUUGACAUGCGUUUUUCUGGAUUUUUUUGUUGUUAUUCUGUCUCUCACUGUUCAAAUAAACCUACCAUUAAAAUUAUAGACUGAUCAUUUCUUUGUCAGUGGGCAAACGUACAAAAUCAGCAGGGGAUCAAAUACUUUUUUUCCCUCACACCCUCUAGGUAUGUUACAGACAGCAUGCUCAAACUUGGAGGAGUUACCAUUGCAUAUCAAAACCACUCCAGUUUCUCCUUCUGUCUUAUAGAUCUUAUGCUUUCCAUCUCCCAGAUCGCCAACCUAGAGCUACAGAAGCUAGACGAACUGGAUUGUCUUAUCCAGGGGCUUCUCUAUGUGGACUCAGUGGGGUUCAAUGGCCAUCCAGAGUGCUACUUUUUCGAGAACCCCUCCGACCCCGAAAGUGAGAACUGUGUCAAGAGAACGUGUUGCCUUGACAACCCCUUCCCCAUGUUGUUGGUAAACAUUGGCUCGGGCGUCAGCAUCCUGGCAGUCUAUUCGAAGGACAACUACAAACGGGUCACAGGCACCAGGUAAAUAAAUGUCAUCUGAUGCUGUUUUAGUGUAAGCAAACAGAGGUCAUUCUGUGUCACUCCACAUCAUGAUAGCUGUAUGUAUUUAAUCUGAUAACACAGUUCUGUCACAAUAUCUUGCUCGCAUCCAUCUGUUUUCAAUGUAUUCAUGUUUUGAGUGUAGAUAAUAGUUACCAUGACAACUAGUUAAUAACUUCUUAGUCAAAUAAAACUUUCCAACUGGGCAAAACUGGUUGAAUCAAUGUUGUUUCCAUGUCAUUUAAAUUUUAAAAAAUCAUUUUUUUUAUAGAAUCUUAUUUAACGUUGAAUCUCAGUGGAAACAUUUCUGGAUGUGAAAAAAAUUCAGUCAGGGAUUUUUUUUUUUGUGUGUGUUUUUUUGACCCAACUUUUAACCUAAAUCCAAUGACCCAGUGAAUUUUUUUUGUUGAUUUCACGUUGAAUUCACAUUAGUUGACAACUCAACCAAAUAUAAACCAAAACUAGACGUAGAAAUAUCGUAGAAAGCCCAGUGGGUUGUUUCCUGCAAGCUAAACAGAUAUGUACAACCCAUAGAGUAGUAGCUCACAUAAUUGCCUGUCCCCCACAGUUUGGGAGGUGGGACGUUCCUAGGCCUGUGCUGCUUGCUGACUGGCUGCGAGACAUUUGAGGAGGCCCUGGAAAUGGCGGCGAAGGGGGACAGCAGCAACGUGGACAAACUGGUGAAGGACAUCUACGGAGGAGACUAUGAACGCUUCGGGCUCCAGGGGUCUACUGUUGCAUCUAGGUGAGUUCUAAGUUAACUAAUACAUGUUGUUACCUCAAGACCUCAAGUAACAAUAUGCUUUGAAAACGGAGUAUAAUGGAAACUAACCCAAUGAAUUAUUUAUUGCAGUUUUGGUCAUAUGAUGAGCAAGGAGAAGCGUGACAGCAUCAGUAAGGAGGACCUAGCCCGAGCCACUCUCGUCACCAUCACCAACAACAUUGGUUCUAUUGCUCGUAUGUGUGCGGUUAAUGAGGUACGAAGGCAAAGAUUGUUGUCACAUUAGCAAUCAAAUUCCGUUUUACUUCGUUGAGUCAUUCAAAUAGUGAGAAUAUACAGGUAACUGACAAAAAUAAUGGGAACACUUGUUGGUGUUUCCUUUAUUUUGUCAGUUACCUGGAGCAUACUGGGGUGUGACAGAAGGGUAAAAGUUCUCACCGUUAUUUUCUUUCAUCAUGAAACAAAGGAGUGAAGUGGACAGCCAGUGUGAUGGAUGAUGGGAAUGGACUCUGUGUUCUUUCAGCUUCUUUACAGUGUUGCCUUGUGGCAUGGAGAUCAAGCAGCAUUGUACAGGGCUAUCAAAGCACACAGAACAACAACAGUAAAAGCUUGUUCUCUACCUACAUUUUAGAACCUAAAAUGUUCUCUACCUACAGUAUAUAGUACUCUAAAUACCCCAAUUCAUGUUGUUAAGUUCAAAAGAAUACAAGAUAAAAUUGCUGACACUAUUCAAACCAAUGAGGGUUCGGAACUUUAAAUCCAAUUAUCUCAGAAUCAUAUUUUUGCAGAUAGAACCUUAGGGGGGCUUUCAGACCAAAUUAAUUUGGUGUUUUAUUUACGAACUUUGGUGUUUUAUUUCCGGACUGGUGUGAACACUAUCCGCACUCGGGAGCACACUAAACAACGCACCGUGGUUCGCUCAAAAAGGGGUGGUCUCAGUCCGAUUCAAUUCGUACUGUGGUGCAGUUCACUGCCCCUUGAGCAACCCCAUUGUAAUGUUUUGAGCGCAAUGUGCACAAGUGUUUCUAGCUACCUAUGCAUGUAGAGUCCAGUGAAUUAAUUGGGGGAAGUCUUACGACAUGCCUGAACAGUACACUGCCUUUUUUGCUUUGGUGGAUUUUUAUUUAGAAUGAACAGUCUUGUUAUUCUGGCAGCCCCGCAACUAUGUAAUUAACGGAAGUUGAGCUGUUCAUUAUUGGCUAUUGCUCAACCUUUCUCUCCCUUGCUGCUCAGUCACUGAAGCAUAAGACAGAUUCUUCCACUGCUGUUACUUCAGGUUCUCUCCCCUAGAUGGCAGCCAGACACCCAUCUAUGCUAUUAAUAUGAGAGUAGGCCCAAGGUCUUCAAACUAAUAUUUUUGUGGACAUAAAUUACUUUUAAAAUAUCGCAUUCUGUCUUGCUUUGUGAAACAGUCAUUCUAAAAAAGUCUGGUUUACCAAUGGUUCAAUGUUGUCUUUCAGAAAAUUGAAAGAGUGGUGUUUGUUGGGAAUUUCCUGAGAAUCAAUACUGUGUCAACGAAGCUGCUUGCGUACGCCAUGGACUUUUGGUCCAAAGGACAAUUAAAAGCUCUCUUCUUAGAGCAUGAGGUAAGUAGUUUGCGAUAUGGUCAUAUGCUCAUUGGAAUGCAUUGAUCUAAGGGCAGUGUCACUGAGUCACUUCACAAUGCAAUUUGUACAAAGUAUGUGUAGUGUGAGGGAUGUUUCUGUGCUCUAAGGGGCCGAUUCAGACGUAGGAAAUCUAAGCUUUUUUACGCGUUUUGAUUUAAGCACUUCAAAUCAAAUUUUAUUUGUCACAUGCGUCGAAUACAACAGGUGUAGACCUUACCGUGAAAUGCUUACUUACAAGCUCUUAACCAACAAUGCAGUUCAAGAAAUAGAGUUAAUAAAUAUUUACUAAAUAAACUAAAGUUAAAAAUAAAAUAAAAGUGACACAAUUAAAUAACAAUAAUGAGGCUAUAUACAGGGUGUACCGGUACCGAGUCAAUGUGCAGGUGUACAGGUUAGUCGAUAAUUUGUACAUGUAGGUAGGGGUAAAGUGACUAUGUAUAGAUUAUAAUAAACAGCGAGUAGCAGCAGUGUAAAAACAAAGGGGGGGGGGGGGGGGGGGGGGGGGGGGAGGGGGGGGGGGGGGGCAGCAAUGUAAAUAGUCCGGGUGGCCAUUUGAUGAAUUGUUCAGCGGUCUUAUGGCUUGGCUCAGUAGUAUUCAGACUUACCUUGUGCAGGUGCGUAACACGCUUUGUGGGUGUGUCUCCCUUACGCCCGCUAAAAACCCUCCCACUUGUUGGCCAAUAGAUUUUAUCGUGGAGUUUUCAUUCAAUAGGGUUUUCAGUACAUUUAUCAAAAGCAAUCCCUUUAAAUAUGGUGUACCUUUUAAUUAGAUUUUUCUGAAGACUCACUAGAAUAAAUUGAAAGAAUGGGUUCAGAAUAUUAGAGAUCAAUGAAAGAAAGCCAUCUAAAUAUAUGCAUAUUCGUCUCCGUUUCAGCACCAAUUGGUAGAUUUAAAAAUACUCUGAUCUUGUAAAUUAUUUAGGGCUCAGAAAAUAUUCAUGAAUAAUGAAAAAGACUGGUCUGGAGAGCAUUUACGCACAAAAUAUAUUGGUGAAUCAAAAAUACAGUUGUUGAUUCUUCCUGAAAGUUGCCAUAUUCAAUUGUUCAAGCCAUGAAAUAUUGGAUGGGGAAGAAAGUGUAGAAUAGUGGUUGAACAAUAGUUAUAUAAAUCCACCCUAAUCCUCUGCGUUCCAUAAUGAUUCCAAUAGGCUACAUGUCCCAAAUUAUUGCACAACUUGUAAGACGUUAGCCUAAUAUUAUCCACUAUUGCUAGAGACUCUCAUGAACGACCACACAGACGUGACCGAGGAAAGAAAGGUCAACGAAUGAUGCUAAAAUGUAGGCUACAAAUUGAAACGAACACUAAGUGACAGUUAUAAAUAUAUGUGGCACAGGAGGCUGCUGAGGGGAGGACGGCUCAUAAUAAUAGCUCAAAUGGAGUGAAUGGAAUGGUAUCAAACACAUGGAAACAAUGUGUUUGAUUAGUUCGAUUACCAUUCCAUUUAUUCCUUUCCAGCCAUAUACAGACCACAUGGCGCCGGAGGGGAUGGCUGCCGUUUUACGGGCUCCUAACCAACUGUGCUAUUUUGUUAGUUUUUUCGCAUUGUUUGUAACUCAUUUUGUACAUAAUGUUGUUGCUACCUUCUCUUUUGACCGAAAAUAACUUCUGGACAUCAAAUCAGCAAUUACUCACCUCGAAAUGGACAAAGAUUUUUUUAUUUAAUGAGUCUGACGCGAAGAAUAUACUUCUUUGUCAAGACAAGGCCCAAAUCCCCGUCAUCAGUGUGAAGAAAAGACAGAGAAAAAGGGGGAGGAGGGUUUGGUGCCUUGUAAGAAUUUGCUGAUGAGUAGGUAAACCACCAUUACCCUCUGUUUUAUUGGCCAACGUGCAAUCAUUGGAAAACAAACAGGAAAAUCUACGAUUAAGACUAUCCUACCAACGGGACAGUAAAACUGUAAUAUCUUAUGUUUCACCGAGACGUGGCUGAGCGACGACACGGAUAAUAUAGAGCUGGCUGGCUUCGCCGUGCAUCGGCAGGACAGAGCUGCUACGUCUGGUAAGACGAGAGGCGGGGGUGUGUGUCUAUUUGUCAAUGACUGCUGGUGCGCGAUGUCUAAUAUUAAAGAAGUCUCGAGCUAUUGCUCGCCUGAGGUAGAGUACCUCAUGAUAGGCUGUAGACCACACUAUCUACCUAGAGAGUUCUCAUCUAUAUUAUUCGUAGCUGUCUAUUUACCACCACAAACCGAUGCUGGCACUAAGAGCGCACUCAACGAGCUAUAUAAGGCCAUGAGCAAACAAGAAAAUGCUCAUCCGGAAGCGGCGAUUCUAGUGGCCGGGGACUUCAUCCAAUGGCAUUGAGGAGUAUACCACCUCAGUCACCGGCUUCAUCAAUAAGUGCAUCGACGACGUCGUCCCCACAGUGACCGUACGUACAUAUCCCAACCAGAAGCCAUGGAUUACAGGCAACAUCCGCACCGAGCUAAAGGCUAGAGCUGCCACUUUCAAGGAGUGGGACACUAAUCCGGACGCUUAUAAGAAAGCCCGCUAUGCCCUCAGAUUAAUCCUCAAACAGGCAAAGCGUCAGUACAGGACUAAGAUUGAAUCCUACUACACCGGCUCUGACGCUCGUCGGAUGUGGCAGGGCUUGAAAACUAUUAUGGACUACAAAGGGAAACCCAACCGCGAGCUGCCCAGUGACGCGAGCCUACCAGACGAGCUAAAUGCCUUUUAACUGGCAAGUGUCUUCACUGACAUUUUCAACCUCUCCCUGACCGAGUCUGUAAUACCUACAUAAGGGUAGGCAACAACACAUCUGCCAUGCUGAUCCUCAACACUGGGGCCCCUCAGGGGUGCGUGCUUAGUCCCCUCCUGUACUCCCUGUUCACCCACGACCCUGUGGCCAAGCACGACUCCAACACCGUCAUUAAGUUUGCUGACGACACAACAGUGGUAGGCCUGAUCACAGACAAUGAUGAGACAGCCUAUAGGGAGGAGGUCAGAGACCUGGCAAUGUGGUGCCAGGACAACAAUCUCUCCCUCAGUGUGAGCAAGACAAAGGAGCUGAUCGUGGACUAUAGGAAAAGGAAGGCCGAACAGGCCCCCAUUCACAUCGACAGGGCUGAAGUGGAGCAGGUCGAGAGUUUGAAGUUCCUUGGUGUCCAAAUCACCAACAAACUAUCAUGGUCCAAACACACCAAGACAGUUGUGAAGAGGGCACGACAAUACAUUUUCCCCCUCAGGAGACUGAAAAGAUUUGGCAUGGGUCCCCAGAUCCUAAAAAGUUCUACAGCUGCACCAUCGAGAGAAUCCUGACCGGUUGCAUCACCGCCUGGUAUGGCAACUGCUCGGCAUCCGACCCUAAGGCGCUACAGAUGGUAGUGCGUACAGCCCAGUACAUCACUGGGGCCGAGCUUCCUGACAUCCAGGACCUAUAUACUAGGCGGUGUCAGAGGAAGGCCCAAAAAAUUGUCAAAGACUCCAGUCACCCAAGUCAUAGACUCCGUUACCGGAGCGCCAAGUCUAGGACCAAAAGGCUCCUUAACAGCUUCUACCCCCAAGCCAUAAGACUGCUGAACAAUUAAUAAAAUGGCCACCCAGACCCCCCCCCCCCCCCCCCCCCCUUUGUUUUUACACUGCUGCUACUCGCUGUUUAUUGUCUAUGCAUAGUCACUUUACAAAUUACCUUGACUAACCUGUACCCCGGCACAUUGACUCGGUAUCGGUACCCCCUGUAUAUAGCCUCGUUACUGUUAUGUAAUUUUGUUGUGUUACUUAAUUAUUAUUUUAAAAAAAAAAAAUCGUAAAUAUUUUCGUAACUUUAUUUAUUGAACUGCAUUGUUGGUUAAGGGCUUGUAAGUAAAAAUUUCAUCAUUUUUAUUUACAAUCCGCUUAUCUGAAAGGAUUACUCUCUUAUCAAUAGUAAAUUACAGUGCUUGGAGAAUGGUGUUAUUUCUAUCGGGGGGAAAAGUUGAUGUUUUUCCACUUGGAACCGAUAGGUUGCUUGACCUUUUUCAUGGUUUCCUUGCUCGUGAAGAUGGUGGAAUUAUGAGGGAAUUAAGUAAAGGUCAGAAUACGCGUAUCUGUAGACACACCUUUACCACACCUCCAUUUCUGCGAUCUCCACCCCAAACGAAUACCUGGCUGGGACAUAUGUUUCCCCGUGCUUCAGUUCAAAGGUCAGAAUGCGUGCAGAGAGGAUAUUGUGUGUGUGAAAACAUCCUUUGUAAGUCGCUCUGGAUAAGAGCGUCUGCUAAAUGACUUAAAUGUUAAAUGUUAAAUAAUUACGUUUCAUGUACUCAAGCAGCACACUUGUAGUUGUUUUAGUCUCCUAAUUGUACCAUGAAAAGGGUCAACAACAGAUCAUCUGCAUAUACACUGCUCAAAAAAAUAAAGGGAACACUAAAAUAACACAUCCUAGAUCUGAAUGAAUGAAAUAAUCUUAUUAAAUACUUUUUUCUUUACAUAGUUGAAUGUGCUGACAACAAAAUCACACAAAAAUGAUCAAUGGAAAUCAAAUGUAUCAACCCAUGGAGGUCUGGAUUUGGAGUCACCCUCAAAAUUAAAGUGGAAAACCACACUACAGGCUGAUCCAACUUUGAUGUAAUGUCCUUAAAACAAGUCAAAAUGAGGCUCAGUAGUGUGUGUGGCCUCCACGUGCCUGUAUGACCUCCCUACAACGCCUGGGCAUGCUCCUGAUGAGGUGGUCUCCUGAGGGAUCUCCUCCCAGACCUGGACUAAAGCAUCCGCCAACUCCUGGACAGUCUGAGGUGCAACGUGGCGUUGGUGGAUGGAGCGAGACAUGAUUUCCCAGAUGUGCUCAAUUGGAUUCAGGUCUGGGGAACGGGCGGUCCAUAGCAUCAAUGCCUUCCUCUUGCAGGAACUGCUGACACACUCCAGCCACAUGAGGUCUAGCAUUGUCUUGCAUUAGGAGGAACCCAGGGCCAACCGCACCAGCAUAUGGUCUCACAAGGGGUCUGAGGAUCUCAUCUCGGUACCUAAUGGCAGUCAGGCUACCUCUGGCGAGCACAUGGAGGGCUGUGCGGCCCCCCAAAGAAAUGCCACCCCACACCAUGACUGACCCACCGCCAAACCGGUCAUGCUGGAGGAUGUUGCAGGCAGCAGAACGUUCUCCACGGCGUCUCCAGACUCUGUCACGUCUGUCACAUGUGCUCAGUGUGAACCUGCUUUCAUCUGUGAAGAGCACAGGGCGCCAGUGGCAAAUUUGCCAAUCUUGGUGUUCUCUGGCAAAUGCCAAACGUCCUGCACGGUGUUGGGCUGUAAGCACAACCCCCACCUGUGGAUGUCGGGCCCUCAUACCACCCUCAUGGAGUCUGUUUCUGACCGUUUGAGCAGACACAUGCACAUUUGUGGCCUGCUGGAGGUCAUUUUGCAGGGCUCUGGCAGUGCUCCUCCUGCUCCUCCUUGCACAAAGGCGGAGGAAGCAGUCCUGCUGCUGGGUUGUUGCCCUCCUACGGCCUCCUCCACGUCUCCUGAUGUACUGGCCUGUCUCCUGGUAGCGCCUCCAUGCUCUGGACACUACGCUGACAGACACAGCAAACCUUCUUGCCACAGCUCGCAUUGAUGUGCCAUCCUGGAUGAGCUGCACUACCUGAGCCACUUGUGUGGGUUGUAGACUCCGUCUCACUUUCACCACUAGAGUGAAAGCACCGCCAGCAUUCAAAAGUGACCAAAACAUCAGCCAGGAAGCAUAGGAACUGAGAAGUGGUCUGUGGUCACCACCUGCAAAACCAGUCCUUUAUUGGGGGGUGUCUUGCUAAUUGCCUAUAAUUUCCACCUGUUGUUUAUUCCAUUUGCACAACAGCAUGUGAAAUGUAUUGUCAAUCAGUGUUGCUUCCUAAGUGGACAGUUUGAUUUCACAGAAGUGUGAUUGACUUGGAGUUACAUUGUGUUGUUUAAGUGUUCCCUUUAUUUUUUUGAGCAGUGUAUAUGGAUAGGUUACGAUUGGGCGCUGAGCAGGAAUCUCAAGGUUGCUGAUGAUAAUAACUUGGUCAAAUACCUGAUCAGAUAAUGAACUGACCUGAGCCCUCUGUGUUUUAUAGGGUUAUUUUGGGGCCGUCGGUGCCUUCCUGGAGCUACUGAGAAUCACAGACGACCUUUAAGACAGACAGACGGACGCAGACGAAACUCUGACCGUAAGACGCUGCUGCUCUACAGUUCCGGAAAAGCCACUGACUGGCCAAAAUGGGGAAAAAUCCAUUUGAAUAAUUUAACUGUUUUAAGAGGUUCUACUAAUUAUCCUCCUCCUCCUCGUCUGCUGAUGUUUUAGAAAACUGAUUUUUUAUAUUAUGAAUGCAGGCUGGAGGAGAUGAGGUUGGCAUUUUAUUUGCCACUGAAAAGUAAACCUUCCUGGUACUUGCUGUAUAUAGUGUGCUUAAGCCAAACCCUACUGAUUCCUGAUCAUAUGUGUGUUUUUCUUUGAUUCCUUAUUUGUUCUUUUCUUUUUACAAGAUGUAAGUAGUUAAAAUGAUCUUUAACUUAGGAGCAUUAGCUUUCAACUAUCCUUCACACUUUUUUCCUAAUCAAUCAUCCUAACCCAGUGUUCUGUGAUAUCAUUUGAGAUAUAAUCAAAUGUAUUAUCCUACUGUACAUAUGAAUCGUAAGCAGUUACUCUAUCAACCCAUUCUGUCAACCUGUCAUCUGUGGUUUGGCCAAUUUGUGAAAUAUUGACCAUUAAGCAGUAGCUAAAUUUGACAAAAAAUGUUGCGGGUUGAUUUUGUGUAAUAAUACACUGCAAUACCUCAUAGAACAUUUAAUAUAAUGGAUAUUUUUUAUCAGUAGCAGUGGAAUGACCAGUUCCCCAAAUCCUUCCUCUGCAUUCACUUGAAUCCAGUAUUCUGUCUAUCCUUCCCUGUCCCAUGCCUUAUAAUUCCGUCGCUGUUUUAAUGAAACCGUUAACUUUGGGACCAAGCAUUCAGUACUAAAUGAUCCUUAGAAACUUCACAAAGUAGAGAUGUUCCUCAGAAAAGCCGACUCACUGACAUGGACUAGCCUAGCAGGUGCGAUACAAAGUGUCCAUUGUGAGUCAUGAAGUGACUUUUCAAGAGUUCUAUAAAUAGUUAAUUCUACAGUUCUGUUUUCAUUCUCAUCAAAGAGGGGGUCCAUUUCUGCUUGACUUCCUACCUGUAAUAAUCAGUAUGUGUUUUAUGAUUGUAAUUGAAUAUGUUUUGGACGUACUGUAUUGAGUACUCUAGUCGAAAGGAGAUUUGAUUCUCCUACUGUAUCUCUCGGUUAAAUUUCAUGAUGGCAUUUGGUUUCAAGUGAAACUGCAUAGCUGGCCUGUGAACCGCUGUGUGCUGCAUACCCCUUCUGCCUUCCUGCCCUCUUCAGAGGGCCCCGUGACCAACCUCCUCAUCCAAACGAUAAACCCAGGCUGCUUCUGAAAUGGCACCCUAUUCCAUAUAGUGUGAUACUUUGGAACAGA
Coregonus sp. 'balchen' is the source of this 17483-nucleotide messenger RNA. The record is from the annotation of a GenBank genome assembly. NCBI's taxonomy places the organism in Eukaryota, Metazoa, Chordata, Actinopteri, Salmoniformes, Salmonidae.